AAAUAGUCCGUGGGGCGGCCAGAAAACUCCUGGUCCUGGGACCCAAGGGUGUUUAGUCGUCUUUUCUGCACGGUGGCGUUGUUCCACGCCAGCCGGCGUAGCUCCCGAGGGCAGUGAGUCCGCGGGAGACAGCAGGCGCGUGGGGAAAAGCCCGAGGCAGGGUAUGCAGCUGGCCAGAGGGCGCGGGACAAGAGGGCGGAGGAGCACCACCCGCUCCAUGAGUCCCUCAGCGAUUUCCUCGGAUCGGCGGCGCGGGGGCUGCUGGGACAUGGAGUCCGGUGGGACUGGGCCUGUCCCGGAAGCGAGUCGCGGGCGGAAGUGAUCCGCGAAGAGCUGGGCUCUCGCCGCGCUUCAGGGUCAGUUCUUGUGCAUCCGCGGUGGUCGCUUUCUUGGCGGAGUUUCUGGGCCUCCGGCCGGCGGUUCCCAGUUCUGUGGACACACUGGGUCAGCUUUUCCGCCCAGCUCCCCCUAAACGCACCUCUCCUGAGAAGUCUUCCUGGAUUUCUGCAGCUCAGGGCACCUCCCUGCUACCGCUGCACCUGCGCGCGUGCCCCCCUGAGAGUUGCCAGCUGAGGAGUUGCUGGUUUUCAGGAUCUUUUGGUGAACACUUACAGCAGUAGCUCCAGUUUGCUGUUUGGAAAUUUGACCAUUAAACAGGACCGGGCCCCAAAGGAGCCAAAGGUGAAGGAAGGAAGGCCCUGAGGGAAGACGGUGCGUGUGGCUGAGUGAAGACGGGGAGGCCAGCUUCCCCACGCCUCACCAUGGCAGCUGACCCGGCACCCUUCGGUCAGGAGGAGCUCGUGAUCAUCAAGGUGGAGGAGGACGAGGACGUCCCGUGGGAUCCGGAACCGUUCUCCAAGCCUCAGCCCCACACCCCUCUGCCUGCUCUCGGUUGGGACCCCCGGCUGUGCUUCCGCAGCUUCCGCUAUGAGGAGGCCUCGGGGCCCCGCGAGGCGCUGGUCCAGCUCCGGGAGCUCUGCCGCCAGUGGCUGAGGCCCGAGGUGCACUCCAAGGAGCAGAUGCUGGAGCUGCUGGUGCUGGAGCAGUUCCUGGGUGUGCUGCCCCACGACACCCGGGUCUGGGUGGAGUCCCAGUGCCCUGAGAGCGGCGAGGAGGCUGUGGCGCUCGUGGAGGACCUCGCUCAGAUGUUUCAGGAGACUGACUCAGAAGCCAUGACCUGUUUGAAGACUUUCCUAGCCUGUGAGCCUCCCAGAGCCCUGGUCCAGGCCCCUCCCGAGGACCAACAGCCCGGAGACCUCGCAGAGCCAGCCAAGCCCUUCUCGGAUGGAGCUCAGUAUCUUUAUUUCAAGCCCAGGAUGUCUGGAAGCAAGCGUAAAAGCAGCGGUGAUGUAGCUGGUACUGCUAAGAAGCGCCAUGCGAUAACAAUGGAAACGAAAGUGAAGAUAAUUGAGAGAGUGGAGCGAGGUGAGAAGAUGACAGACGUAGCUCGUUCGUUUAACUUGAACCGUUCAACCAUCGGCACGAUUGUCAAGAACAAGGACAAGAUCCUGGAACACGUGAAGUCUGCUGUGUCGAUGAUGUCGACGAUCAUAUCCAAGCGGCGUGGGAAAGCGAUGGAGGAGAUGGAGAAACUUCUCAGCGUGUGGUUGCAGGACCAGCAUCAGCGUCGAGCCCCGCUCAACAUAAUGCUGAUUCAAGAGAAAGCUAAAAGCCUGUAUGAAGACCUGAAGAAGAAAUACGGCGAAGAAUCAGACGGCCCGUCUUUUAAUGCCAGCUGUGGCUGGUUUUAUCGGUUCAAGGCCAGAGCCAAUCUUCACAAUGUAAAAGUAAGCGACGAGGCAAUGAGUGCAGAUAUGGCCGCUGCCCGGGAAUUUCCUGAAAUCCUUCGAGAGAUUAUUGAUGAAGGGGCGUAUUUACCAGAGCAGGUGUUUAAUGUGGAUGAGACAGGACUGUACUGGAAGAGAAUGCCAGACCGAAGUUACAUCAGUAAGGAGGAAAAGUUGAUGCCAGGUUAUAAAGCAGCAAAGGACAGGCUGACUCUGCUGUUUGGUGGCAAUGCUUCUGGAGAUAUGAAGCUGAAGCCUCUCUUGGUUUACCAUUCAGAGAGCCCAAAAGCCCUUAGAAAUAUAGCCAAGGGCUCUCUUCCUGUUGUGUGGAAGAGUAACCCCAAAGCCUGGGUUACACAGGCCAUUUUCCAGGACUGGUUUUUCCACCACUUUAUUCCGGAGGUAGAGAUAUACUGCUUGGAGAAGGACAUCCCAUUCAACAUUCUUUUGUUGCUUGACAGUGCUCCAGGCCACCCCCCGUUCAUGGACGAUUUUCAUCCCAACGUCAAAGUAGUGCGUCUCCCACCGGAUACUGCGCCCCUUAUCCAACCCAUGGACCAGGGAGUUAUAUCAACUUUCAAGAAAUAUUAUUUACGUCACACUUUUCGUCAGGCAGUAAAGGCGAGUGAUGAGUCAGGAACAACCUUGCGACAAUUUUGGAAGGACUAUAACAUCUACAAGGCCAUAAAAAACAUUGAUUUUGCUUGGCGUGAGGUUACAGCCGGCACCAUGAAUGGUGUAUGGAAGAACCUUUGUCCACAGUUUGUUCAUGAUUUUCGUGAAUUCGAGAAGGUGGAUGAGGAGUCCAGAGAGGUCUUCAGCAACUUAGUGACCCUCAGUGAGAAGCUGGAGCUGGAUCUGCAGGAGGAUGACUUCAUUGAACUCCUUGCCGUGCAACACGAGGAGCUCACAAACGAAGACCUGUUGGAACUUGAGGCCCAGAGAAAGGACGAAGAGAGACAGGAGGAGGAAGAACGAGGUGAAGAGCUGAAGAGAUUCACAAUGCAGGACAUGGCCAGGGGGUUUGCUCUGUUUGAGGAGGCACUGUUCGUUUUCGAGGCCCAGGACCCGAAUGUAGAACGGUACACAAAGGUUGAGGCAGCCGUUCAGAAUGCAAUCCAGUGCUACCGUGUCAUCUACGAUGAGAAGAAAAGAGCCACUGCCCAGACAUCCCUGGAUCGGCUUUUAAAGAGGGAGAUGGAAUUGAAUCCAGCAAGGAACCAGAACCUGUGCCUCGAAGUCAGGCCUGAAUGAUGUCACAGCCCGCCCGCUGUCUCCUGUUGCUGACGGUCCUUCUCUCUGCCAGCUCCCCCUCCUCGCUGAGCUCCACCAGUAACUUCUUGCCUGUUCACUCCAUGCCAGUCCCUCUAAUCAGGUGUUGUGCUAUACUCCUAUACUUUCUAAGGUAUUAUACUGUAAGAUUAAAGAUGCUUUAUUUA
This is a messenger RNA of Bubalus bubalis (water buffalo), 3226 nucleotides long. Its product is annotated as tigger transposable element-derived protein 1. The coding region runs from base 762 to 3041 and encodes 759 amino acids. Gene Ontology annotation, cellular component: nucleus. Lineage: Eukaryota; Metazoa; Chordata; Mammalia; Artiodactyla; Bovidae. The record is from RefSeq and is a predicted model, not a curated record. The transcript is spliced from 6 exons. Gene Ontology annotation, molecular function: DNA binding.